AUGUCCACGGGGUUCUCCUUCGGGACCGGCACGCUGGGCUCCACCACCGUAGCCCCCGGCGGGACCGGCGCAGGCGGCGGUUUCUCCUUCGGGACGGGGCAUCUAGGUGGUUUUGGAACCGGGCUCUUUGGAACGAAACCUACCACUGGGUUCACUCUGGGAGGAACAAAUACAGGGAUUGUCAUUGGUGUCAGACCUAAAAAAUGGAAUAGCAGCAACUAUAACUACAGGAUUAACUCUGGGGAUAGUAAAGCACUGAAGGAUGAAAAUCUCCCUCCUGUCAUCUGCCAGGAUGUUGAAAACCUCCAAUGUCCUGGAGCUUUUCAUCGGAGACUUGCCCUAGAAAGGAGGAAAACUGAUAAAGCUCAGACAGAGAUUGAGAAUGAAAAUGGAACCACUGUAAUAGAUCUUCCAGGUACUUUAUCCCUCGAAACGGACUGUUCAGGGACAGGCAUAUCACCUGCUGAGUGCAGUUUGAUAUCAGCGUCUCUGCCCCCAUGGCCUGAGGAGCCUGGCCUGGACAACCCCGCCUUGGAGGAGAACACGGCCACUGACACUAUGCAACAGCCGGUUAGUUUUCCAGAAGGCAAAAUUACUACAAUUGAAAUUCACCGGUCUGAUCCUUAUAUUCAGCUAGGAAUUAGGAUUGUUGGGGGAGGCUUAGCGCCACUGAACAACAGAUACAUUGUUAUCCAGGAAGUCUGUCGGGAUGGGGUGAUCGCCAAAGAUGGAAGACUUCUUGCUGGAGACCCAAUUCUUCAGGAUCUUACCCAGUGUGUUACAUGCCAAGAAAAACACAUUACUGUAAAGAAGGAACCACCUGAGUCCCUGGGAAUGACAGUGGCAGGGGGCAGAGGAAGCAAGAGUGGUGAACUGCCCAUCCUUGUAACCAGUGUGCCAGCUCAUGGCUGUCUGGCACGUGAUGGACGCAUCAAGAGAGGUAAGAUAGGGAGGGCUGGGAACAGUGAAACUCCUCCCAUCUUCUCCCUGCAUGCCACUCAUGUUUGAAAAAAGUAACAAAUA
This is a messenger RNA of Mustela lutreola (European mink), 1023 nucleotides long. Its product is annotated as ligand of Numb protein X 2-like. The transcript is spliced from 8 exons. The coding region runs from base 1 to 1008 and encodes 335 amino acids. NCBI's taxonomy places the organism in Eukaryota, Metazoa, Chordata, Mammalia, Carnivora, Mustelidae. Gene Ontology annotation, molecular function: ubiquitin-protein transferase activity; protein binding. The record is from RefSeq and is a predicted model, not a curated record.